Aegilops tauschii subsp. strangulata is the source of this 3053-nucleotide messenger RNA. RefSeq lists its product as uncharacterized. The record is from RefSeq and is a predicted model, not a curated record. Gene Ontology annotation, cellular component: SCF ubiquitin ligase complex. Lineage: Eukaryota; Viridiplantae; Streptophyta; Magnoliopsida; Poales; Poaceae. Gene Ontology annotation, biological process: SCF-dependent proteasomal ubiquitin-dependent protein catabolic process.
CGCCGCCGCCCCGCAGUCGCCGCCGCCGGCGAUGGGCGGCCUGCUGAGCACGCCGGCGCCGUCCCCGUCCACCUCCGUCUCCCUCGGCCUCGGCUCCCCCGACGACGACGGGUCCCUCAAGUCCCCCGCCGUCGAGGCACCCCGCCGCAGCCUGCGCCUGGCCGGCGCCGCCAGCCCGGACACCCCCGCGGCGGCCUCUUCCGACCGCGACGGCGCUUCGUCGGGCGCUCGCGGAAGGAGGAAGGGGAGGCCUCGCGCUUCCGCCGUUGCUGCCGCCGCUGCUUCCCCGGAGGCUGGGGAGGCGGGGAGCGAUGGCGGCGAGGCUAGGGCUUCGGGCGGCAGCGGCGGCGGCUCCAGUCUUCAGGGGACGCGCAUGAGCUUGCGGUCAGGGUCUCGGCUCGGGAAGCGGCCUGUGGAGCCAGACGUCCACGCGGGGACGGGGCUCGGACCCGAUGGAGGAGGGUCCGGGUCUGGAGACAAGGUGCACGACGAAAUGCUGCACCAGUGCACUGAUGGGUCGGGGAAGCGGCGCAAGGGCGUAGCGGCUCGGCUGGCCGACUACGUGACUGAUUCAGAGAGCGACAGUGAUGACGACUUUGUGCUGCCGGCGAAAGGGAGUGCGAGCAUGAUGGCCGGAGCGGCGGCUGAUUGCGUGCCUGAUUCGGAGAGCGACAGGGAGGAUUUUGUGCUGCUGGGGGAUCGUAGCUUGAAGGUACCGGCGAACUUGUUCACUCCUUUUAAUCUGAGUGAACCGAGUGUGGUGGCUAUGGGUUCGCAUAUGACCGGCCAGGGGAGUGGUGGUUCUGUGAGGACUCGUAUAGGGGGAAUUGGACAAGUUAAUGACAGGAAUGAACAGCUCUUCAGUGAGGAGUCUAUGCUCAUGCAUGAUUCGGCAGAGAAGGCAGCUGCUGGCACUGUUAAGCCAUUAGCAUCUGCUGCAGACAAAGCCUUUGCGGAUGUGAAUUUCAGUGAGGAGGUUCUCAGGCAUGAGUCUGGAAAUAGAGGUGAAGGAAACUCAAAGCUGGUUCUUGGGAACAACGAUUCUGGUGCUGCUGUCAGUGUGGGUAUUCCAUCUGGUACCAGGACCAGGAAGUUCAGUCGUGAUGAUAAAGGAAAGGGGAAGAUGGUUGUGGAAGAGGUUUUAUUGCCCCAGAAGUUAAGUGAUGAUGAGAUGGAUUGGGAACCUGUGGUUUUACAAGAGAAUCAGAGCGUCUCAGGAGCAGCUGAUGCUGAUGUGGAGCCGCUUUGGAGGCAAGCGGCAAGAGAGAGAGCUAUUAAGCUGGCCCCAAAAUUUGCAUUCUUCAAAGCAGGUGAAGAUGUACAUAGUGACGAAGAUGAUGAAGAAGAGUUAGAGCCUGCGGCUGAUGCUCAGGAUUGGCCAGGUCCAUAUUCUACUGCAUUGAGGAUCAUGGAUGAUAGAGAUGCUAAAUUGAGAGCCCGGGAGUUGAAUCCGUCGUCUAAACUAGCUAAUGAUGCUGAUAAUGUCAUUUUGUGGACACCUUUGAAAAACAAGAAAGCUCCGCUGCGACCCGUCCCAUCACUUGCAAGCUUAUGCAUGCAAACACUUGCAAGCCAUGCUGAAGGUAUUGAAUCACUUGGAGGCAUACCUGAGGAGUUAAAACAUAAACUUCUCACGGAACUGUGCUGUUCUAGGAAGAUGAAUACCCAUCUUCUUACUGAGAUCUUGUGUGACAAUCCUGUGGCACUGCAGCUUAGGGAGUGUUCGUGGUUGAAUGAGGAUGACUUUGAGGCUGUUUUUGGGAAAUGCAUGACUGAAUCCUUAGAGGUUCUGCAGCUUGACUUAUCUGGGCGAUGCAUGCCUGACUAUAUUUUGCCUACUACCUUGGCAAAGGUUCCAAAUUGCAUGCCAUUAUUAAGAAAAAUAUCUUUGAUGGGAAAUUACCGUCUUUCUGAUAAUGGGUUAGACAAACUCAUCUCAGCAGCACCUUCUCUGAGUUCGCUAAAUUUAAGCGAGUGUUCUCUUCUCACAUCAACUGGAAUUGAGAAUCUUGCUAAUAGGCUGCAAUCUGUAUUGAGAGAACUAUAUAUUAAUGACUGCCUAAAUGUGGAUGCCAUGAUGAUUCUUCCUGCUCUAGAGAAAAUUAAACAACUGGAGGUUUUAUCAAUGUCUGGCAUACAGUCUGUCUGCGACAAGUUUGUGAAUGAGCUCAUUCCUGUACAUGGCUCUAAUAUAAGGGAGUUAGCGUUUGCUGGUUGCCUGAAACUGACCUCAUCCUCCAUUAAGACUAUUGGGGUGAACUGCCCCCAGUUAUCAUCUUUAGAUAUACGAAACUUGAGUAGGUUGCGUGACUCAGCAACGAGACAUCUUCGUUAUGGCUGUCGGCUUAUAAAGAAAUUAAAGCUUCAAAAGAAUACAUUCAGUGAUGAAGCGCUGUCUCAGUUUUUGGAAGAAUCUGGAGGAUGUCUAACUGAGCUGAGCCUAAACAACAUUGAGAAGGUUGGAAACCUUACUGCACGGGCGAUUGCUAGCAAGUGCUCCUUGCGCUUGGAAAUUCUGGAUGUUUCCUUCUGCCGUGGUCUGACCAAUGAAGCUUUGGGGCUGAUUGUUGACAGUUGCUCAUCACUGAGAACUCUGAAGCUAUUUGGGUGUACCCAGAUCACGGAUAUUUUCCUCAAGGGCCACUCGAACUCAUUGGUGAAAAUUAUUGGGAUAGAAGGGAGCAUACUGGAGCAAUUGGGUCGUUGUUAGUCUGCCCCAGAAUGAUGCUACAUUUGUCUGACCAGUCAGCGGUCCAGCUUGGGCAGGGAAACUCUUCUAUAACCUACCUUGCUGAUACCAGUUAUAGAUUUCUAGAACUUUGUCUGUUCGAUUUCUAGAACUUUGUCAGUUAGAUUUAUAGCAUUUUGCUAUAGGUGCAUGACACUGGUCAUAUGGAUGCCAUCUAGAACUUUAUUAUAUGAUUCGUGAUGGAAGUGCUAUUUUGGCUAUUCGGUGCAUGACUGAUCAUAUGAUUCCUGAUGGAAGUGUUAUUUUGGCUUUGAACUUUGCUGAUGUCGUCUAGAACUUUGAUAUAUGCAUGUUGGUUAUGCUA